UGGGAGUCCUCUGCUCCAGCCUCUCUCCCUUUGUAGCGCCUUACCCAGCAGAGCAGAGCCAGACCUGCAGCCUCCACAGCGGGCCCCCAUGGCCUGGGAGCCCCGUGACACACCCCACUGCAGAGAGCAUGUGAUUCUGGUUGUCACACUGGCCCCUUCCAGAAAGUGACGGGCCCCCUGGCUACUCUCCCACCUGGCGGGGGUGCCUCAUUGCCCAGCGGUUGGAGGCAAAGACCACCACUGUCCCCAGGCAGGGCCCCGGGGUCAGAAGCUCGGAGGCAGGCUGGCUGGGCACAUUCCAGGACCAGCCAUCCCGUGGCCCCAGCAGAACCGCAGAACCAGUCAGCGCUAGUGUUUGCUCUAUGGGGCCGGAGGACAGGGCCAAGGGCCAUGGCUGUGGCCCAGAACUGAGCUGCUCAGCAGUUGGCAAUGGCCGAAUGUGGGGGCACUGUGGACCCCACUCUCUGUGUGGCCACAUCGGUGGCCAGGGUGCCGGCAGUGCCCUGCCCCGGGGAGGCUGGGAUCACGUGGAUGGGCAAAUCCUGGGCCAGCUGCGCCCCCUGGCAGAGGAGGAGGGGGCCGCCCCACCUGCGAGGCCUGCCUUCCCUGGGAUGGGCUCGGAGGAGCUGCGGCUGGCUUCAUUCUACGACUGGCCACCGACCGCCGUGGUUCAGCCAGAGCUGCUGGCUGCUGCCGGCUUCUUCCACACCGGCCGGCAGGACCAGGUGAGGUGUUUCUUCUGCUGCGGAGGCCUGCAGAGCUGGGAGCGAGGGGAUGAGCCCUGGACUGAGCAUGCCAGGUGGUUCCCCAGGUGUGAGUUCCUGCUCCAAACAAAAGGAAGGGAGUUUGUCCGCAGAGUCCGGGAGGCCCGCGUCCACCUGCUCGACUCCUGGGACCAAUCAGAGGAACCAGAGGAUGCAGCCACCACCUCUCCCUCAGCUCCUGUCCACCCAUGUCCAGAGCUGCCCACAGCCAGCAGACAGACCCAGCUGGAAGGUGCCAGGGAGCCAGGUGGAAUCAAGGCCCCAAAGGUGCCCCCGGGUCCUCGAGCCCCCAGAGCCCAGGACGCAGAGGAGCAGCUGCAGCGCCUGCGGGAGGAGCGGACCUGCAAGGUGUGUCUGGACCGGGCUGUGCAGGUGGUUUUUGUGCCCUGUGGCCACAUGGUCUGCACUGAGUGUGCACCCGCCCUGGAGCUGUGCCCUGUCUGCAGGGCCCCCAUCCACAGCUGCGUGCGCACCUUCCUCUCCUGAGCCAGGUGCUGCGGACACUCCGUGAGGGGGGUGGGGGUGACCAGUUUGGAUGCUUUCCAAGAUUCACAAUAAAGUGGUGGGUUUCCUCCGA
Messenger RNA from Manis javanica (Malayan pangolin), 1341 nucleotides. RefSeq names its product baculoviral IAP repeat containing 7 (gene BIRC7). Gene Ontology annotation, biological process: regulation of cell cycle; positive regulation of protein ubiquitination; negative regulation of apoptotic process. Gene Ontology annotation, cellular component: nucleus; cytoplasm. The record is from RefSeq and is a predicted model, not a curated record. Gene Ontology annotation, molecular function: cysteine-type endopeptidase inhibitor activity involved in apoptotic process; ubiquitin protein ligase activity. NCBI's taxonomy places the organism in Eukaryota, Metazoa, Chordata, Mammalia, Pholidota, Manidae.